CUCGCCAGGUCAGGAGUCCCAACCGAAAUUUCCUCACUGAAUUCCGGAGAAGAGGUGGAAAGAGGAACAAGUGACUCCAGCAAAGAAGGUUCCAGGACCGGGACAGAUGCUGUGGCUGAGCCUGUCCUGGCCGGGCCUGGGGCCCUUGGUCCCCUCCCCAUGGCUGCUGCUGCUGCUGGCUGGGGCAUGCUGGCUCCUGGCUAGAGUCCUCACCCACGUCUGCACCUUCUGUGCAAACACUCGACGCCUGCGAUGCUUCCCGCAGCCCCCAAGGCGGAACUGGCUCCUGGGGCACCUGGGCCUGGCCCCACCCACAGAGCAGGGAAUGAAGGAACUGACGGCGCUGGUGGGCACCUACCCCCAGGGUUUUAUGGUGUGGCUGGGUCCCAUAUUUCCCCUCAUCAAUUUGUGCCACCCUGACAUCGUGCGAUCUGUCCUCAAUGCCUCAGCGGCGGUUGCCAUCAAGGACUUGGUCUUCUACCGAUUACUGAGGCCCUGGCUGGGGGAUGGACUCUUGCUGAGCGCAGGGGACAAGUGGGGUCGCCACCGCCGCAUGCUGACCCCCACCUUCCACUUCAACAUCCUGAAGCCAUACCUGAAGAUUUUCCAGGACAGUGUGAAUAUCAUGCAUGCCAAGUGGCAGCGUCUGAUCUCUGAGGGCAUCGAGCGUCUGGACAUGUUUGAGCACAUCAGCCUCAUGACCUUGGACAGUCUGCUGAAAUGUGUCUUCAGCUUUGACAGCAACUGCCAGGAGAAGCCCAGCGAGUACAUCGCUGCCAUCUUGGAGCUCAGCGCCCUGGUGGUGAAGAGACACCAGCAGCCGCUUCUGCACUUGGACUUCCUGUACCAGCUGACCCCUGACGGCCGCCGCUUCCGGAAGGCCUGCAACCUGGUGCACGCCUUCACGGAUGCCGUCAUCCGGGAGCGGCGCCGCACCCUCCCCCGUCAGGGCCUGGAUGACUUCCUCCAAGCCAAGGCCAAGGCCAAGACCCUGGACUUCAUCGACGUGCUUCUGUUGGCCAAGGAUGAGGAUGGGAAGGCCCUGUCGGAUGAGGACGUCCGAGCGGAGGCUGACACUUUCAUGUUUGAAGGCCAUGACACCACGGCUAGCGGCCUCUCCUGGGUCCUCUACAACCUGGCCAAGCACCCGGAGCACCAGGAGCGCUGCCGGCAGGAGGUGCAGGAGCUCCUGAGGGACCGUGAGCCCAAGGAGCUGGAGUGGGACGACCUGGCCCGGCUGCCCUUCCUGACCAUGUGCAUCAAGGAGAGCCUGCGGCUGCACCCGCCAGUCACCGUCAUCUCCCGCUGCUGCACUCAGGACGUUCCGCUGCCCAACGGCAGAGUCAUCCCCAAAGGUGUCGUCUGCCUUAUCAGUAUUUUUGGGAUUCACCACAACCCGUCGGUGUGGCCAGACCCCGAGGUCUUCGACCCCUUUCGCUUCGACUUGGAGCAGGGGAAGGACCGGUCCCCGCUGGCCUUCAUCCCCUUCUCCGCGGGGCCCAGGAACUGCAUCGGGCAGACCUUCGCGCUGAGCGAGAUGAAGGUGGCGCUGGCACUGACGCUGCUGCGCUUCCGCGUGCUGCCCGACACCUCGGGGCCCGAGCCGUGCCGGAAGCCGGAGCUGAUCCUGCGCGCAGAGGGCGGCCUGUGGCUGCGCGCGCAGCCCCUGUGCUAACCCCGCCCCCACCCGGAACCAAUAAAACUGAGCCCACCGUG
Molecule: messenger RNA, 1716 nt
Organism: Perognathus longimembris pacificus (Pacific pocket mouse)
Lineage: Eukaryota; Metazoa; Chordata; Mammalia; Rodentia; Heteromyidae
Product: cytochrome P450 4F1-like
Exons: 13
Coding region: 107-1675 (522 amino acids)
Molecular function (GO): oxidoreductase activity, acting on paired donors, with incorporation or reduction of molecular oxygen; iron ion binding; monooxygenase activity
Source: RefSeq, a predicted model, not a curated record